This is a messenger RNA of Canis lupus familiaris (dog), 1578 nucleotides long. RefSeq names its product keratin 71 (gene KRT71). Gene Ontology annotation, cellular component: keratin filament. The record is from RefSeq and is marked provisional. Gene Ontology annotation, biological process: intermediate filament organization; keratinization. Lineage: Eukaryota; Metazoa; Chordata; Mammalia; Carnivora; Canidae. Gene Ontology annotation, molecular function: structural constituent of skin epidermis.
AUGAGCCGCCAAUUCACCUGCAAGUCGGGAGCUGCCUCCAAGGGGGGCUUCAGCGGCUGCUCGGCAGUGCUCUCCGGGGGCAGCUCAUCCUCCUACCGGGCAGGGGGCAAAGGGCUCAGCGGAGGCUUUGGGAGCCGGAGCCUCUACAGCCUGGGAGGCAUCCGGAACAUCUCCUUUAACGUGGCCAGCAGCAGCGGGAAGAGCGGAGGUUAUGGGUUUGGUCGAGGCCGGGCCAGUGGCUUUGCUGGGAGCAUGUUUGGCAGUGUGGCCCUGGGGCCCGUGUGCCCGUCCGUGUGCCCUCCGGGGGGCAUCCAUCAGGUCACGGUCAACAAGAACCUCCUGGCCCCCCUCAACGUGGAGCUGGACCCCGAGAUCCAGAAAGUGAGAGCCCAGGAGCGGGAGCAGAUCAAGGCGCUGAACAACAAGUUCGCCUCCUUCAUCGACAAGGUGCGGUUCCUGGAGCAGCAGAACCAGGUGCUGGAGACCAAGUGGGAGCUGCUGCAGCAGCUGGAUCUGAACAACUGCAAGAACAACCUGGAGCCCAUCCUCGAGGGCUACAUCAGCAACCUGCGGAAGCAGCUGGAGACGCUGUCCGGGGACAGGGUGCGGCUGGACUCGGAGCUGAGGAGCGUGCGGGACGUGGUGGAGGACUACAAGAAGAGGUACGAGGAAGAAAUCAACAGGAGGACGGCUGCAGAGAAUGAGUUUGUGCUGCUCAAGAAGGAUGUGGACGCGGCUUAUGCCAAUAAGGUGGAGCUGCAGGCCAAAGUGGACUCCAUGGACCAGGAGAUCAAAUUCUUCAAGUGUCUCUAUGAAGCCGAGAUCGCUCAGAUCCAGUCCCACAUCAGCGAUAUGUCCGUCAUCCUGUCCAUGGACAACAACCGGGACCUGAACCUGGACAGCAUCAUCGACGAGGUCCGCGCCCAGUACGAGGAGAUCGCCCUGAAGAGCAAGGCCGAGGCCGAGGCGCUGUACCAGACCAAGUUCCAGGAGCUGCAGCUGGCAGCCGGCCGGCAUGGGGAUGACCUCAAAAACACCAAGAACGAGAUCUCGGAGCUCACCCGGCUCAUCCAGAGAAUCCGCUCAGAGAUUGAGAAUGUGAAGAAGCAGGCUUCCAACCUGGAGACGGCCAUCGCCGAUGCCGAGCAGCGGGGUGACAAUGCCUUGAAGGACGCCCGAGCCAAGCUGGACGAGCUGGAGGCCGCCCUGCACCAGGCCAAGGAGGAGCUGGCCCGGAUGCUGCGCGAGUACCAGGAGCUCCUGAGCCUGAAGCUGGCCCUGGACAUGGAGAUCGCCACCUACCGCAAGCUGCUGGAGAGCGAGGAGUGCAGGAUGUCAGGAGAAUUUCCCUCCCCUGUCAGCAUCUCCAUCAUCAGCAGCUCCAGCGGCAGCGGCGGCUACGGCUUCAGGCCCAGCUCGGUGAGCGGCGGCUACGUGGCCAGCAGCGGCAGCUGCAUCUCCGGCGUGUGCAGUGUCCGCGGCGGGGACGGCCGGGGCAGGGGCAGCGGCAGCGACUACAGGGAUACCCUGGGGAAGGGCUCCAGCCAGAGCACCUCCUCCAAGAAGGCCGGCAGGUAG